Messenger RNA from Neohortaea acidophila, 1096 nucleotides. RefSeq lists its product as uncharacterized. The record is from RefSeq and is a predicted model, not a curated record. The transcript has a single exon. Bases 92 to 754 code for a protein of 220 amino acids. NCBI's taxonomy places the organism in Eukaryota, Fungi, Ascomycota, Dothideomycetes, Mycosphaerellales, Teratosphaeriaceae.
CGACUAGCUUUCACGCUACAUCACGCAAGACACGCAAGCAAUCUAUCGCGGUCUAGCUCCACAGAUUGCUGUGAUAAGGGCUGCUAGUGGUAUGACACGUUCGAUCGAUCGGCGCCGUCCGCGAUGCCUGAACGAGGAUCAGCUCGCGGAAGUCUGCCGGCAUCCUGAGGUGAAGCUUCUGCUCAGAGUGCGCACCCGCUUAGCGAAACGCAUCCGUGCCGAGUACGGCACCAUUUCGAGGACAAAAGGAACGAAAAUUUACAAGGACUGUAAUCAAGCGUAUCGCGCGCAUCAAAGCAAGAAGAAGGCAGUCGCGAAGGUCGUGCUCGCCCAAGUGAAGGCCAGCUGGCGGAAGCGACAGCCGUUGCUCGACAUCGCUAAUCAACUCGAUGGUGGAGCCACCCAAAAAUUGGACCUCGAAGGCGGAGCAGUGGAUCCGUUGGCGGUUUUGUGCGACGAACGUUUCCGUGCCUUUACGCCGCUCUUCACUUUCGCCACGACUGACCCGAGUGAGGAGUGUCAACGCCGUUCCGAAGCCAUCGAGGCCGUCACAGCUCUGAGCAGACACCAGGAGCCCAAGCUGAGAGAACUCUGUCGGACCAGGCAAUGGGGCAAGAAGCACCGUGCUACGCGUACCAACAUGGAAAGCAAAGCUGCCACGGAGCUAUUUCCUGUCGGAUAUCGAGCCACACAAUGUAUCUUCUGCUUGGGGAAUGCUGAGCUUUCAAUUGAGCAGCGGAUGAAAUUCUUUUGAAAUCGAGAUGGGCUCAAACGGCACUUCCAUCGGAAACACCUCCGUCGUUAUCCUGAUGAGCGGUCGAUGACUUGCCCACACCCCAAGUGCGACGCAAUACUGGUCAACAAGACGCAUUUACAAAAUCACGGUGCUGUGGUACACAAAACGUUUACCUAGGUUUUAUGGUCGUCAAUUUUUGGGGGCGCGCUUAGAUGCUGAUUCUUCAUGCGUAGCGCCAAUACCAUUCAAGCUUGUUCGUUACGGUAGAAACAUCUUCUCCUUUUUAGGUACUUGGAGGUACUUAAAAAUACGCUGGCUCUUGGCAGUCAAACUUUACCAUUCUCUCCCAAUGUUGAAUCA